Molecule: messenger RNA, 1048 nt
Organism: Homalodisca vitripennis (glassy-winged sharpshooter)
Lineage: Eukaryota; Metazoa; Arthropoda; Insecta; Hemiptera; Cicadellidae
Product: osteomodulin-like
Exons: 5
Coding region: 1-960 (319 amino acids)
Molecular function (GO): protein binding
Source: RefSeq, a predicted model, not a curated record
AUGGGUGGAAAUCUGUACUUGUGCACUGAUGAACUUCCAGACGAAUUCUCCAUCCAGGGCCAAUCCGUAGCCGUUGAAGAAAAUGUAUUUGUGCACAACACCUUAUAUCCUGUGACAGAGGAGGAUAUUGCAAUACUGCUGGCUGUCAUCUACGGAGGAUUUUCCGUCGACAUCCAAUGUCCAGAGGAAGGAUGUGGGAACCUGACCAUCUACCUCGGGCCUAACAGGGACUCCAAGAUCGUUAUCCUCACUCGCAGUGAAGGCAAUCCAGAACAUUUGAAUGAACACCCGUCUCGACCACUCCCCACGAACACUCCUACUACCUCGCGAUAUUUGAGGUCUUAUACAACUACCUCGAAGCCUUUAUUUCGUAACUCAACUUUCAGGUCGACCAUCUCUCAAAGUGACCAAAGGCUUCUGGAUUUGAGCUAUAAAGAUAUCACAGGUGAAGACCUAGCAGGUCUGCUUUCGCGAUUGACUGAGACUGCCCAAGCCAAUAUCCGGUAUUUGUACCUGAGCCAUAACCGGAUUAGCGAUCUUCCGGUCUUCACGUUCAUCAGGGCGAGACUCCAGCUGACGGUGCUACGUAUAGAUAAUAAUCACCUUGGGCAAUCUUACACCACCUUCUCCGAAAUAUUUAACCUGCAUACCCUCAGGGAACUGAAUAUGUCACGGUGUGGCCUCACGUCCUUGGAAUGCCUGUACAAUCCUUCGCUGGAGGUGCUGGACCUGAGCUACAAUCGCCUCCAGAGUAUCCCAACCUACCUGGACAGACUGCCCAACCUCAACCGCCUGAUCCUGGACGGCAACCAGAUCCAGUUCCUUCACUACUUCCCGCAUAGUUCCAACCUGCAACAUCUCUACCUUUCUAACAACAAUCUGUCGUAUAUCAGCAACAACACCUUCCAGUCUUUCAGGGGUUGGUUUCAGGUUAGUUGCUUUUACACCGAUGAAUGUUAAAUAGUUUACGAGUAAUAUAUCCUAAAUACUAUAAUUAGUUAAUAUACUUUCUCAAUUUUAAACAGGUUUUAUUAACUAUUAACAGUUA